Molecule: messenger RNA, 1277 nt
Organism: Caenorhabditis elegans
Lineage: Eukaryota; Metazoa; Nematoda; Chromadorea; Rhabditida; Rhabditidae
Gene: nhr-273
Product: Nuclear Hormone Receptor family
Exons: 5
Coding region: 80-1216 (378 amino acids)
Biological process (GO): regulation of DNA-templated transcription; DNA-templated transcription
Cellular component (GO): nucleus
Molecular function (GO): RNA polymerase II cis-regulatory region sequence-specific DNA binding; zinc ion binding; sequence-specific DNA binding
Source: RefSeq, marked reviewed
CCAUUAUCAAUCAUUAUUCUGCACUUUGUGUGUUCAUAAACUAUUGAUUAAUUUAAAAGAAAAAAAUUAAAUUGCUAGAAUGGGACCACGACAAAAAGAUAAGGAUCAAUCGAAAUGCUCAAUUUGCCGAGAACCUGGAGAUGGGUUCCACUUUGGAGCAGAAGCUUGCAGAGCUUGCGCAGCAUUUUUCCGUCGAAGUGUGUCCCAGAGUAAAACAUAUUUGUGUCAAGGGAAUAACGAUUGCGAUGUUACUGUUAAUAUUCGAUGUAUGUGCCGUGCGUGCCGUUAUGUCAAAUGCAUUGAGGUUGGAAUGAAUCCUGUCGGAGUUCAACAGAAACCAAGACUACCCAAAAACCGCAAAGAAGUUUCAAUUGAUUUACUCUCGAGCCCCCGAACGUCCAACUCAUUGAUGCUCGAACUACCACUUACGGGUCAAAUGCCAAUUCUCUCAAAAAUCCGAGCAAGUUACCAAACAAUGUGCAAUGCUCGGAUAGCGCUUCACAAGGCUGAAGAUAAAACUGUAUUUGAAAAGAGAACUCCAAAGGCAGUAAAUUACAAAGAAGCGGUGAAGCAGGGUAUGAAGGAUGUCACGUUGGCUUCUGAUUGGGUCUCAUGGAGCUUUGAUGAAUUUUCCAACUUGCCGAUUGAUCAGAAGAGAAUUUUGUUCCACAACUCGUACACCGCAUUUUUCAUUAUGGAAAGUGGAUUUUCGAGUCAUUUGAACAAUACACCGGAUGCAAUAACAUUCCCAUCUGGGGACUAUAUUGACACAAAUGAUUUGAAUUCAUUUUACAAUGGUACAGAUUCUGAUAAGCAAAUUUCCAGUGAAGAUAUUAAUAGACUCUUCAAGCCAUCCUAUGAGCGCUUCAAAAAGUCAGUGAUCUUGCCAAUGAUGACUCUUCAAAUGGAUAUAAUAGAAUAUCUUGCUCUCUUCACAAUGUUACUUUGGGAUACUGGACUUAUCGAAUUGAGCGAUGAAUGCAUUAAAAUUGGCGAUAAGAUCAAAACUCAAGUAUUGAAAGAACUCGAUUUUUAUAUGAGGAAUGUAAAAAAAGUCGAAGAGCCUCUUGUGAGAAUUGGAACUCUUGUGAAUAUUCUACCAGAUGUGCAUAAAAGUGUUCGUAGGAUACAGGAUGAUUUGGAAAUGACAAAAGUUUUCAACUUGUAUGCGCCGUCCGAUGAAUUUUAUGAUCUCGUGAUGGGAAAUUAUAAUUGAUAUCAUAUUUUAAGUUUUAACUAAUUUUUACUCAUUUUACGAUAAAUGUAUAAUAUAUUGA